This is a messenger RNA of Myripristis murdjan (pinecone soldierfish), 1700 nucleotides long. It is a transcript of the gene asic1c, whose product is annotated as acid-sensing (proton-gated) ion channel 1c. Gene Ontology annotation, molecular function: ligand-gated sodium channel activity. The coding region runs from base 1 to 1659 and encodes 552 amino acids. The transcript is spliced from 11 exons. Gene Ontology annotation, cellular component: plasma membrane. Lineage: Eukaryota; Metazoa; Chordata; Actinopteri; Holocentriformes; Holocentridae. The record is from RefSeq and is a predicted model, not a curated record. Gene Ontology annotation, biological process: sodium ion transmembrane transport.
AUGGUAACUGCACCGACAUCCGAAUCAAUCACCCUUGGGCCACAUAAACAAAACGAUGCCCCAGAGACCACCCUCCAGAGCACUGAGUCCAGCCUGCCAGAGCCAACAUGGAAAGAAAUCACAGUGGAUUUCAUGAAGAGGACGAAGAUCCACGGUUUGAAGUUUGUCUUCUCGCCAGACAAGACCAAACCACAACGAGCCAUCUGGGUCCUUGCCUUCUUCAUGUGUGUCAGUCUGCUGAUCGUAUGGUCCUCGAACCGUGUCCUCUACCUGCUGUCCUACCCUGCCGUCACCAAAAUCUAUAUGGUCUGGGCUCAUAACAUGUCGUUCCCAGCUGUUACUUUCUGCAACAAGAACCUGUUCCGUGUUUCCACCCUGACCAAGGAUGACCUGUAUCACAGUGGCUACUGGAUGGACCUGAUGUAUCCCAACCACACCGUGAUGGAGCGGAGCCUGGCCAUCCUGAAGGACAGCCACAAGCAGGGGCUCCUCAAUCUGCUGGACUUCAACAACUACACCCCGCCCCCAAAUUACCGCGUCAACACCACGGAGAUGAUGGGCCGGCUGGGUCACCAGCUGGAGGACAUGCUGCUGGAGUGCAGGUUCCGCGGGGAAAACUGCACCCACAAAAACUUCAGCACAAUUUACACUCGCUAUGGAAAAUGCUACACCUUCAACUCGGGACUGGACGGCAACCCGUUGCUAACCACAUUAAAAGGUGGCACAGGGAACGGCCUGGAGAUCAUGCUGGAUAUUCAGCAGGAUGAAUACCUGCCUGUGUGGGGAGAGACAGAUGAGACCUCCUAUGAAGCAGGCAUCAAGGUUCAGAUCCACAGCCAGGACGAGCCGCCCUUCAUUGACCAACUGGGAUUUGGUGUGGCCCCUGGUUUUCAAACUUUUGUGUCAUGUCAGCAGCAACUGCUUCAGUACCUCCCUCCGCCUUGGGGAGACUGCAAGUCUACUCCCAUAGACUCUGAAUUCUUCUCCACAUACAGCAUCACAGCCUGCCGCAUUGACUGUGAAACCCGUUACCUGGUAGAGAACUGCAACUGCAGGAUGGUUCACAUGCCAGGGACUUCAACAGUUUGCACACCUGAGCAGUACAAAGACUGUGCUGACCCAGCUUUAGACUUUUUGGUAGAGAAAGACAACGAUUACUGUGUCUGUGAGACCCCCUGCAACAUGACCCGCUAUGGCAAGGAGCUGUCCAUGGUUAAGAUCCCCAGUAAGGCAUCUGCUAAAUAUCUGGCUAAGAAAUUCAACAAAACUGAGCAAUAUAUCGGAGAAAAUAUAUUGGUCUUGGACAUCUUCUUUGAAGCUCUGAAUUAUGAAAAGAUUGAGCAGAAGAAGGCGUACGAAAUAGCCGGGCUUCUCGGUGACAUCGGAGGCCAGAUGGGGCUGUUUAUUGGAGCCAGUGUUCUAACAAUACUGGAAAUAUUCGACUACCUAUAUGAGGUGUUUAAGGAUAAGGUUUUGGGUUACUUCAUACGCAAGAAACGGCCACGGCGUUGUCAGAGCGACAAUCUGGAGUUUCCAGAGAACCCAACCAGCCCUGGUGUCACGCCUAAUCAUGCCCCCAGAGCACAUGUGACACCCUCCGGAGUCACUCGGACAGUCUCGGAUUCACGCCGAACAUGUUACCUCGUCACCCGACUAUAGGCAACUUUGAGGAAUUUGCUUGUUGACAACAUAAAGUAGGG